AUGACUAAUCACAUAUUCAUCACUGUAAAUUUUCCCGACAAAAUGCAGAAGUCUCUGCAAAUCCAUGUAAUUUCCCUCACUUUCUUUCUUCUUCUUCUCCUUCUUCUUCCACUACUCUCCGAGUCUCAGUUAGCUCCAAGUGAAUCAAAAACUCUAACUGAAAUCCAAAAGCAGCUACAGUAUCCACAGAUUCUUCAGUCAUGGACAAAUACAGCCAACUUCUGCCACAUUCCUUCUUCUCCUUCCUUCAGAAUUAUCUGCUUCAAAGGUCACAUAACAGAAUUAACCAUCGCCGGAAACAGAACCAGUAAGCUCUCCGGAAAAUUUGACAAGCUCUUCACUCUUCUUACAAAACUCACCAGCUUAAACACUUUGUCUCUUGUCUCACUCGGAAUCUCUGGUUCUCUCUCUCCAAAGUUCAUCGCCGAUUUAUCACCGUCUCUUCAAUCUCUCAAUCUCAGCUCCAAUUUCAUCUCCGGGAGAAUCCCAAAAGAGAUCACGUCUUUGAAGAAUCUCAAAAGCCUUGCUUUAUCAGACAAUCUUUUCAACGGUUCUGUCUUUGAUCUCAGAGGAUUGUCGAACCUUCAAGAGCUGGAUUUGGGAGGUAACAAUCUCGGUCCUCAAGUUCCUUCACUCCCAAGUAACCUCAUCAGUGUUUCACUGAAGAGCAACUCCUUUAGAUCCAAGAUUCCAGAACAGAUCAAGAAGCUGAUCAAGCUUCAAAGUUUAGACCUUUCUUCCAACGAAGUCAGUGGGUCAAUUCCAGAGUUUCUGUUCUCUCUUCCUUCUCUUCAAACUCUCACUUUGGCUCAGAACAUGUUAAGCGGAUCGCUUCCAAAUUCCUCUUGCAGCUCCUCAAAGGUCAAAACUUUAGACGUCUCUCACAAUCUUCUAACCGGAAAGCUUCCGUCUUGCUACUCUUCCAAGAGUUUCAGGAAUCAGACAGUGCUCUUCUCAUUCAACUGCUUGUCUUUGAUUGGGACUCCUAACUCAAAGUAUCAGCGUCCGCUAUCUUUCUGUCAAAACCAAGCAAGCAAAGCAAUAGCUGUGGAGCCUGUACCCAAGGCUGAAGUGAAAGAAUCCGCAAGAAUCAAACUCGGUUUGGUGAUUCUGAUAGUCAUCGGUGUGGUCAUCCUUGCAGCAGUUUUGGUUCUGUUGGUUUUGAUUGUCCUGAGAAGAAGAAGAUCAAGAUCAGAAGAAGACACUUUUGAAGUAAACAACAACAAUGAAAGACAUGCCUCUGAUAAAGUCUCAGUUUGCAGCACCACGACCACUAGCACUAAGUCAUUACCAGAUUCAAGACGUGUACCACAGACAAUGAGAUCUGCAGUGAUUGGUUUGCCACCGUACCGGAUCUUCUCCUUGGAGGAUUUAGAAGAAGCGACUAACGACUUUGAUGCAGCAAGUUUGUUCUCUGAACAGUUGUACAGAGGAUGUCUCAGAGAAGGCAUAGCAGUGACAGUGAGAUGUAUCAAGCUGAAGCAUAAGAGUUUGCCACAGAGCUUAGCUCAGCAGAUGGAAGUUUUAUCAAAGCUAAGGCAUAUGCAUUUGGUUAGUGUUCUCGGACAUUGCAUUGCCAGUAACCAAGACCACAAUCAACACGCUGGGCACACCAUCUUCAUUGUCCAAGAGUAUAUCUCAAACGGGUCGUUGAGGGACUUCCUCACAGAUUGUAGGAAGAAAGAGGUGUUGAAAUGGCCUCAGAGAAUGGCGAUAGCCAUAGGAGUCGCUCGAGGGAUACAGUUCCUGCACAUGGGAGUAGCACCGGGAAUCUUUGGGAACAAUUUGGAGAUUGAGAAUAUUAUGCUUGAUGAAACACUCACUGUAAAAAUCAGUGGCUACACUAUUCCUUUACCAUCCAAGGUUGGAGCAGAGAGCCCUCAAGCCAAAAGUCCCCGGAGUAAUGAGGAUGGAGAGAAAGAAGAUGUGUACCAGUUUGGAGUAAUACUACUUCAGAUCAUCACAGGCAAAAUAGUGACUGCAGGUUCUUCAGAGAUGGGAAGUUUGAAGCUUCAGCUGGAGAAUGGUUUGAGAGAUGAACCAACAGUACUGAGCAGCUUGGCAGAUCCAUCUGUUACAGGAUCAUAUGCUUACGAGUCGCUGAGGACGACAGUGCAGUUUGCUAUCAACUGUCUUUGUGAAGAUCAGAGCAAGCGACCAUCGAUUGAAGAUGUUGUGUGGAAUCUCCAGUACACAAUUCAAGUGCAGCAAGGAUGGACAAACAGUGGGAAUCAUGAAGCAUCCAUGAAGGCAAUAUAUGAAUGA
Molecule: messenger RNA, 2265 nt
Organism: Thlaspi arvense
Lineage: Eukaryota; Viridiplantae; Streptophyta; Magnoliopsida; Brassicales; Brassicaceae
Source: the annotation of a GenBank genome assembly